AAAUAUUUUUUUAAAUAACGAAAUUGAAAUUAAAUUUGAUGCCAUAUUGAAAUUGGAACAAUUAAGUUCAAAAUUCGACGCCAUAUUGGAACGAUUAAAAGUGAAAUUCGAUGGUAUUUUGAAUUUGGAACAAACAUAAAAUUCCACGAAUAGUAAAUCCUGAAAUUCUGACGUCUAAUGUACUGACGUAAAUGUUAAUGACUUUGAGAAGAUUUGUAUUUUGGCUUUCGAAGUUCGCUCAAACGAACAAAAUGAGGUCUCUAUUAUUCCUGUGCUUGUUCGUCCUCCUGUGUGGGGCGCUGGCGAAGAGCAAGAAAGAUGAUAAGGUCAAAAUAGCCGUGUACUACGAGUCCCUCUGCCCGGAUAGUAAGAAGUUCAUUACGUCACAACUAGCCCCCGUCUGGCGCGACUUCAGGGGCCUCGUCAAAGUCAAACUCGUGCCUUAUGGAAAAAGUACACACGAUAAAGUUAACGGCAAAUGGCAGUUCAACUGUCACCAUGGACCUGACGAGUGCUAUGGGAAUAAGAUCCAGGCGUGUAUCCUCAAGGACCGCAGCCUCCAGGACACAGAGAAGAUGGAGCUAGUGAUAUGUCUCAUGGGACAGGCGAACCCUGACAAAUCUCUGGACACGUGCCUGGAGCAAGUGAAGCGCGAGGCGGAGUCGGACAAGCUGAAGCGCUGCGCGGCGGGCGAGCAGGGCGGCGCGCUGCUGGCCGCCUACGGGGACAAGUCGGACGCCGUGCAGCGCCCGCUCGCCUUCGUGCCCACCGUCGUCGUCAACGAGAAAUUCGACCAAGCACUACAAGAUGAGUCGCUCACGAAUUUGAAGGACGUCGUGUGUCGCUUGUCCACCACCAAGCCGGCGUCCUGUUAGAUAUAAUACCAAUAUUACUUCUAAGUACAAUUUUAAUACACUUUUA
Nymphalis io (European peacock) is the source of this 921-nucleotide messenger RNA. Its product is annotated as gamma-interferon-inducible lysosomal thiol reductase-like. The transcript has 7 exons. Lineage: Eukaryota; Metazoa; Arthropoda; Insecta; Lepidoptera; Nymphalidae. Gene Ontology annotation, molecular function: oxidoreductase activity, acting on a sulfur group of donors, disulfide as acceptor. Bases 192 to 875 code for a protein of 227 amino acids. The record is from RefSeq and is a predicted model, not a curated record.